AUGAAGCGUGUUAGGCGUUUAGUUGUACUGGCAGUUCAACUUGCAAUCAUAGUAUGCACAAGUUAUCAACUGACAAAAUUACUUUUUCAAUUUAAAUGGAAGGAACAAUUCGGCUUAUCACGAAAUGAUGAUGGUUUCUCCUACAAUGUAUUACCACGUGAAAGUUAUUCAAGUUCAGCGCGUAAUUCAAAUCAGACCUAUUAUAUUGCAUCACAAAUGACGAGGUAUGAAAAUAAAAUUACACUCGGAUUUACUGAGAAAGAUCUUGAAAAAUUAUAUGAAGUGAAAUCUACUCCAUCUGCCAGAAAAAUAAUUCUCAACUAUGGAAACCUUCGUAUCAAUAUUAUUCGAAACUUCUCCUUAUGUUUCGCUUGUGAUUGUGAACUGAUUUUCGACAGAUCAAGAUGGCUUGAAGCCGAUGUUAUAAUCUUGACAGAUCACCUGCAUCCUAAAGGUCCAAGACCACCAAAUCAGCUAUGGUUCAUUUUUGUACAUGAACCUCCCCCAAACAUUAGAAUCGCUGAUGGAUUGGAAAAUGAAGUCAACUACACAAUCUCUUAUCGAAUGGAUUCAACAAUUUAUUUACCGUAUCACAAUUAUAUCCCAUAUGUUGCUAGUCAUGGUCCAGAUACAAAAUACGUACUUCCUUCCCGUAAUUAUGCCACUGGUAAAUCUAAAAUGGUAGCAUGGUUUGUAAGCAACUGUCAACCUAAAAGUCCGAGAAUGAUUUACGUAAACGAGUUAUCUCGUUAUAUUCAAGUUGAUAUUUAUGGUGGGUGUGGUACAAUGACAUGUCCUAGAGAAGUCGAUGCUCAAUGUUUUUCUCUACUUAGAAAGCAUUAUAAAUUCUACUUGAGUUUUGAAAAUAGUUUAUGCCCUGAUUAUAUUACGGAAAAGCUUUACGGAAAUGCACUAAUCAACAAUGUAAUUCCAGUUGUGAUGGGUGCCUCAUAUGAAGAGUACAAGCGUGUCACUCCACCUCAUUCAUUUAUUCAUGUGGAUCAGUUUGAAUCCCCAGAAAAACUUGCCAACUAUUUGAAGUAUUUGGACAGAAACGAUACUGCAUACAAUGAGUACUUUGCAUGGCAUGAACAUGGGACCAUAGGUGCUUGGUCGCCUUUACCUCAAUGCGCUAUAUGCUUAUUAGCACAUACUGCUCAUAAACUGAAAACGUAUACAUUCCCAAACGUUUCGAAAUGGUGGAACGAUGCUUGUGUUGGUCGUAAAAUACGCUGGAAUCCUAUCCAUUAGCAAUCUUUUACAGUUUUGAAUAACACUUAUAUCACAGGUAAUUGUGAUUUUGACUCUGUAUAAUGUAAAGUGAUUACGAUUUUAUUAGUUUGUUAUUUUUAUCAAAAAUUCACUCAAAACUAUUUAUGGGAUACUUUAGACAGAAUAAAAUGUGUUCGUUAAUAUUUGCAGUUUAUUGUCUUUACAACAUAAAUUUAUAACCAGCAUAAUCUAUUUAAC
Messenger RNA from Schistosoma spindalis, 1470 nucleotides. Lineage: Eukaryota; Metazoa; Platyhelminthes; Trematoda; Strigeidida; Schistosomatidae. The record is from the annotation of a GenBank genome assembly.